CGUGACGGUGACGCCAUGAGCUCUCCCAGGCCGACUUUCAAAAUAUAUAUCAAUGACGUUGAACUGCUGGACGAUGAGGAAGAAGAGGACAAGAAGAAGAAGGAAAAGGAAGAGGAGGGAUGGUUUUGGGGCAAAUCUCGCUCGCAGUCCACUUGGUACCUGAAUGAGGAACCGGAGGUGAGUGUUAAACUUUCGUCUUGGAGCGGCCAAGCGCCGACGUGGCGACUAUGGGGAGAGGAAAAAUGCGACGGCGCCAUCUAUACUGUGUACCUGAAGAAGGUGCGCUACCAUCAUCCUUCGCGGAGUAUAACACAGGAGAACGAUGACGACGAGAUCUCUCACCUGGAGUGGGAGACGGUGCGGGUCCGGUUCCUCAAGGCCGGGACUCUGGAGCGCCUGGUAGAGUCCCUGGCAUCAGACACCGGAGAACUCGAGUCUACUUUUGUCAAUGUGUUCCUGGCCACCUACCGCACCUUCUCCUCCACCAGGCAGGUUCUCAACCUCAUCAUUGACCGCUACCUCGCUCUCCAAGCCUUCGCCUCCUCUUCAUCCUCCUCGUCACCCCCCAAUUGCAAUAAGAAGAUCAAUGUACCACAUCAUCUCUGCGAGGAUCACAUGAAGGCCCUGCGGCUCACCCUGCAGGUGUGGCUGGACGGAUACCCUGAGGACUUCCGAGACCCUCCAGAUUUUCCAUGUCUGCAGCAGCUGAAGGACUUCACUUCUGAAAACCUUCCAGAUUCUGAUCUUCACAUAAAAGUUUCCCAUAAGUUAGAGAAAAUGAAGCGAGAACAUGAUAUCAAGGGUUCUCCCAUGUUGGACAAGAUACUGUCAUGUGGCGAUGAAAUGCGUGUCCACUGUCCUUCACCUAUGACCAACGGCACACACCAUCCUUAUGACUUUCCGGAUAUACCAGAUUCUACUUUUGCCCAACAACUGACACGCAUGGAUACAGUGCUUUUCAAGGGAGUUAUUGCUCACCAGUGUCUGGGAUCAGUUUGGUCACGGCGGGACAGAGGCCGUGGGGAUGCCUCUGCUUCAGUUGCAGCCACAGUGGAACAAUUCAAUGCUGUGAGCUUCAGAGUCCAGUCUACUAUCUUGGUUGACACUGAACUGAAGCCCUCACAGCGUGCUAGACUCAUCACAAAGUGGAUUGACAUUGCUCAGGAAUUAAGGAUGCAUAAAAAUUUUUCAUCCUUGAAGGCCAUCAUCUCGGGACUUCAGUCAAAUCCUAUCUAUAGAUUGAAGAAAACUUGGGGUGCUGUGAUUAAAGAUAAGGCAGAGCUAUUUGAAGAACUUGCCAGAAUAUUCAGUGAGGAGAAUAAUCAGUUGAACCAGAGAGAACUAUUGAUGAAAGAGGGAACAGCCAAACAUGCUCAGACAGCCCAUGCCAGUGAUCGUCACUUGCCCAAGGCUCUGGAGAAGCUAGCUACUAAUCCACUGGCUAUAAGUUAUGGUACCAUUCCUUAUCUUGGCACAUUCCUCACUGAUCUGACUAUGAUUGAUACUGCCAUUCCUGACACAGUAGCUGAUGGGCUUAUAAAUUUUGACAAAAAACGCAAGGAAUUUGAAGUCCUGGCUCAGGUAAGAUUGCUACAAGGAGCAGCAAAUGCUUACCAGAUGGAGAGAGAUGAACAGUUUGAGCGUUGGUGGGAAUCUGUUCUUGUGCUGGAUGACAAGGAAGCAUGGCGGCUAUCCUGUCAGAUUGAACCUCAAGGGUCUUCCUCUACCAGAGAAGGAAAAAUAAGAAAGCGAGCUCAGUAUGGACACCGCAAAAAUGACAGCAUUGCAAGCACCUCUUCGGGGUCCUCCACCAGCCAGUUCUUUUUUGACAAUGACUCUCUGUGCAGCCCACUCAGUCACAAUGACUCUUGUUCCUUGGAGAGAAAGAUGUCUACCUCAUCCAGUAGCUCCUCACUUCCCUCCUUAGAUGUGUCUGUCCACUCUGGUGGCACCACAACCUCUGGUCGCACCCCAGACCGCUCUGUUUCUACCACACAGCUCAAUCAGCCACACCAGGCAUCUCCUUAUAUCACACCUGAUUUUUACAUUAUCAGGGUUUCCAUUGAAAGUAGUGCCCAUGAAAUAGAAGGAGUGAACUUGUACAAGAGCAUCAUGUUGAGUAACUCUGAGCGCACCAUUUCUGUUAUACGCAAGGCAAUGGAGAAGCAUGGCUUUGAAGGCAAUCCAGAAGAUUAUACUCUUGCACAAUUCCUCCCUGAUGGAGAGAUGUUGCUGCCUUCUUCAGCAAAUGUGUACUAUGCCAUCAAUACGCAGCAUGACCUUAAUUUUGUGCUGCGAAGGCGGCGACAUGGGGAUGACACAACCAUUAUCAGGAGAAAUCCCGCUAAGGACCAUAAAGUAAGGAAGAAGCUCUUGGUGACCUAGUCAGGUCAACCAUGUGACAUCAUGAUUGCCUGCAUUAUGACCUUUGUAACUCAGACAAGCUGUCUUGAUUGGCUCCAUUUGGAAAUCCAGCAAGAUCUUGCUUUGUGCUCUUCAUGGCAACUAAAAUGUGUGACUACUGCAUUAUGAGUGGUAUACUGUGGCUGUUAAUAGAAAAAAAAAGUGGCAUAGCCGAAGGAUUAUUAUGGACACAUGAUGACUCAUUCCUGAGAAUUAUUGUGCAUUGACUUCAGUUUCACUUGUGCUGUGAACCCAUGUUGACUCUUUAUAAGUGACUUUUUGUGAUCCCAUUGGCUAAUAACUAGACAUCCAUGGUGUAAGGCAUUGAAACCAUACCUAUAAGGUAUUGCUGUAGUGUACACGUGUAGCUUCUUGUGAAUGCUGUUUCAUGUACACAAUACUCAAACAUCUACAUUACUCAGCUUUAAGACUAGGAACUUGUGUGAAGGAUUCCUAUCACAUUAGAACUCACAUUUUUGCAGUCCCGGUAUUUUCUUUGUAUACAUAACCCUUUCAUCUGGAUCCCAGUUUCUUGUGCUGAAUUAGCCACGUUGCUAACUCAGUACAGCCACACAUGUUGACCUUCCCCAUGCAUCUCCCACUACUGUCACUUGCGAGUGGGAGUAUUGUGCACCCUCACCUCAUCAAGCACACAUCCUGCACUCUGUGAUUGAUGUAAAGAAAUUUCUUUACAUACUUCACUGUCAGUCUUAAGAUACCCCUCACUCACUGGCAUCUUUACCCUACUCAUCUUCAUAAGGCCCAAGUAGUAAGUGCACUCUCACACAUCCCAGUAUCCAACAUCCCCCUCCUGUUUAACACUCUAUCAGAUAAUUACAAUUCAUCUGUGUUUUGUAAUAAGAAAAUCUCAAAGUUGUUUUCAAAAGUAGUGUAUUUACUUGCUGUUUAUCUCUUUGCUGAAAGAUCUUUUAAUGCAGAGUACAGGUUUAUUUAAUGGAGUUCAAAUUAUAUCUUUAUUGAGCUGUAAAUAGUGUUAAGCUCUUGUAUACAUGUACAUUGUUACCUUUGUAAAUAAAUUCUAGAAUUUUUA
This is a messenger RNA of Portunus trituberculatus (swimming crab), 3454 nucleotides long. RefSeq names its product ral guanine nucleotide dissociation stimulator-like (gene Rgl). Gene Ontology annotation, molecular function: guanyl-nucleotide exchange factor activity. Gene Ontology annotation, biological process: Ras protein signal transduction; positive regulation of GTPase activity. The transcript is spliced from 15 exons. The record is from RefSeq and is a predicted model, not a curated record. The coding region runs from base 16 to 2385 and encodes 789 amino acids. Lineage: Eukaryota; Metazoa; Arthropoda; Malacostraca; Decapoda; Portunidae. Gene Ontology annotation, cellular component: plasma membrane.